AUGAGCGAACCGAAAAAUAUUGCCCAACUAAGAGCGUUCCUCGGCAUGGUGACAUACUACUCGGCUUUUGUACCCUCUAUGAAGGAUCUGGACGCACGGUUGAAGAAGGAUGCGGUGUGGAAAUGGUCUUCAGAAGAACAAGAAGCGUUCAAAAACUUAAAGGAAGUGUUAUCAAGUGACAUGAACCUGGCCCACUACGAUCCACGGCAGAAACUUGUUGUUGCAGCCGAUGCUAGUGACUACGGAAUCGGAUGUGUUAUUUCACAUCGCUACCCCGAUGGCUCAGAGAAACCAAUCGCACAUGCCUCUCGAUCAUGGCCAGAGGUCGAACCCAAGCUGGCACCGUUUUUCAAUAGAAAGGAAACACUGUCGAUUGUGGAAGAUUGUCUCUUGAUGGGAGAAAGAGUUAUAAUCCCGAAAGAACUGAGAGCCAGAGUGCUCAAGGAACUGCAUAUUGGUCACCCAGGAAUCGUGAGGAUGAAAAAGCUUGCUAGAAGCUAUGUGUACUGGCCAAACAUUGAUGACGAUUGCCAAAACAUGGUGCGUAACUGUUCGAAGUGUCAAGAAUAUGCGAAAAAUCCCAUAAAAGUGCCACUGGAGUCAUGGCCAACUCCUACUCGUGCCUGGCAAAGAAUACAUGUGGAUUUCGCUGGACCGAUUUGUAGCUGCUACUACAUGGUAAUUGUAGAUGCCUACAGUAAAUGGCCGGAGGUUAUCGAAAUGAAAAACAUUUCGGCAAAUCAGACU
Molecule: messenger RNA, 747 nt
Organism: Cooperia oncophora
Lineage: Eukaryota; Metazoa; Nematoda; Chromadorea; Rhabditida; Trichostrongylidae
Source: the annotation of a GenBank genome assembly